Messenger RNA from Theobroma umbraticum, 2760 nucleotides. RefSeq names its product peptidyl-prolyl cis-trans isomerase FKBP43-like. Gene Ontology annotation, molecular function: peptidyl-prolyl cis-trans isomerase activity. The record is from RefSeq and is a predicted model, not a curated record. Lineage: Eukaryota; Viridiplantae; Streptophyta; Magnoliopsida; Malvales; Malvaceae.
AGCUUCUGUCGAUUGCUUUGUAGUUACCGUUGACCGAACUUUCUUGCUGCUUUCAUCUCAGCAACCACUCUUUCCAGCCUGCAAACCUUUGCUUCCACACUCGCGGCGGUAUCAUUGAGUUCCGCCAUUGCUGUUGACGGCUCCCUACAUGGUGGAAGUUCGUUGCUUGCGGCUGAAGAGAGAGAGGUUUGAGAUUGAGACGAUGAGGUUUUGCCGUCUCCAGCAUCUUUACAGUCAACACCGUCGUGCUUGUGCGGAGGUUUCAACAUUUCCGCUAUUGCCAGUUUGCCUUAGAAAGUUUUUGCGGCAGUCACUGCCGCUUUAUAUUCAUCGGGAUCGAAGUGAAACCUGGAAGACCAUUCACUCACUCACCUCUAAGCUCGAGGCUUCAUCUCUCCCAGGCAACGUUAGGAAUGGGCAGUUCAAUGCAAAAGAGUAUAGUUCAAUGUAAUGUGGGAAACAAGAGCCCAGUAUAUGUUUGCUGUUUGUUUCCUGAUAAGGCAGAGUGUUGUCAACUCAAUUUGGAAUUUGAGGAAGCUCAUGAAGUUGUUUUCUCUGUCAUUGGUCCUCGAAGUGUUCACCUCACGGGUUACUAUCUGCCCAAUUCCUCCUCUAAUCAUCCCAAUGACGAAUCAGAAUCCUACGGGGAAGAUAUUGGAGAGUCAGACACAGAAAGAUCAGAGAAUAGUGAUGACAGCGAAUAUGGCGGCAGUUUUAUUAAUGAUGAUGAUCCACCAAAUAUCCCAUCUUCUCCAGACUUCACUGCUAAAGCAAAUGAAGAAAUCGUUGACUUAAAGAAAUCUAAGAAUGGGAAAGGAAUGCGGAGAAGGCUUAGAAAGAAGUACCAACUAAGUGAAUCCGAAAAUGAGGAAAGUUCUCAGCAAAAAGUUUUCACCAGUGCUGUUGCUGGUACAGAAGUAUUGGACAGUGAAUUUGAAGAUACCUUGCCUAUUUCCUCUUUCUGUAGGGUAAACAAUGCUUCGGACAGUGGAAAGGCUACUGUGGAGGAAAAAGCUAGGAAGGAAAUAGAUAAUCUUAACAACAAUGAGACUGAAGACAUUGUUUUAAUGUCGGAAGGGACUAAUGCUGCAAUAGGUGUUAGGCCUGAAAGUGAAUCAGGUGUCAGGAAUGAAGAAACACAGAAGCUUGUGCUUGGUGUUGAUGAUGGUAUGCCAAAGAAGAAAAGAGAAGUGCCGGUAAAGGAGGAAAGAUUUUCUGAAGAUGAUCAUGGCAUGACUGGAAAAACAGUAUUGGAACAAAAUGAGCAAAAUCAGAAGCUGGCCAGUAAUGAUGAAUCAGUUGUCAGGAAUGAAGAAGCACAAAAGCUUGUGCUUGGUGUUGAUGAUGGUAUGCCAAAGAAGAAAAGAGAAGUGCUGGUCAAGGAGGAAAGAUUUCAUGAAGCUGACCAUGGCAUGACUGGAAAGGCAGUAUUAGAACAAAAUGAGCAAAAUCAGAAGCUGCCCAGUAAUGAUGAAUCAGUUGUCCCGAAUGAAGAAACACAAAAACUUGUGCUUGGUGUUGAUGAUGGUAUGCCAAAGAAGAAACGAGAAGUGCUGGUCAAGGAGGAAAGAUUUCCUGAAGUUGAUCAUGGCAUGACUGGAAAAGCAGUAUUGGAACAAAAUGAGCAAAAUCAGAAGCUUGCCAGUGAUGAUGAAUCAGGUGUCAGGAAUGAAGAAACACAAAAGCUUGUGCUUGGUGUUGAUGAUGGUAUGCCAAAGAGGAAAAGAGAAGAGCUGGCAGAGGAAGGAUUUCCUGAAGCUGAUCAUGGCAUGACUGGAAAAGCAGUAGUGGAGCAAAAUCAAGAGCUUGCCUGUAAUGAGGAAGAGAACUUUCAACAUAGUCUCUUGCUAGCUUCCACUAAAGUGGCUCUUGAAGAUGGUGCAAAGCUAAAGAGGAAAAGAAAAGAACAGGUAGAAGAGAAAACAUUUGAAGACAAUGUUGCUGAAGAAGAUAAAGGCCAGAAAAACAGUUCAAAUAUGGAUGCCGUAACCCUGGAUGUAUAUGUGGAGGAUAAGGGCACUCAAAACCAAGUUAAUGAAAAGAAGAGGAAAAGGAAGAAAAGGCGCAAGAAUAAGGACAAUGGGGAUGCCAUGAAGAUUGAAGCACCUCUCUUAUCAGGCCUUGAAAGGGAUAGAUCUGUUGUGGACAUGGAUGGCCAGAAUGCUAAUGACAAGGCAAUUCAGCUGUCAAAUGGAAUGAUCAUUGAAGAGUUAGAACUGGGGAAACCAGAUGGCAAACUAGCUUCUCUUGGUAAAAAGGUUCGUGUCCGUUACACUGGAAAGUUGAAGGAGAGUGGAGAAGUAUUUUAUUCAAGCACUGGAAAAGCUCUGUUAAAGUUUCAGCUUGGUAGGGAAGAAGUUCCAGAGGUAUGGAAUGUUGGAAUUGAUGGUAUGCGAGUUGGUGGCAAACGUAGACUCACUGUUCCACCAUCAAUGAGUUAUAGAAAUGAAGGGGCUAGUGAGAAUAUUCCACCGGACUCGAGACUGGUUUUUGAUGUUGAAUUGGUUAAAGUCAGGUGAAAUGGUCGGCAGUGUUUGUUUUGUUUAGUCUUUGCUAAAGCUGGCUUGAUGCUUUUGACAAGUACAAGUUUUUGGUAAUGAGCUUAGAUACUUGCAACUAGUAGUUUAGCUUCUAGACUUGGGAUUGUACAAUGUCUGUUGCUUGGCAUGGGAAGGUUUGGAAAUAUGUAGCUUUGGCUUUAUGCAAUUAAAGUUCUUUUUUGUUGAAAAAAUAUGUAUAAUGCCUUUUAUAGAUUGUCAA